UUUGCCGACGUUGUUUUUGUGUGAAUGUGUUUUAAUUUAUCUGCGAGUUGAAGAGGCGGAUGCGGUCCUGCGGUGGGCCGCCUGGCCGCCUCAGCGACGCCUUUUAAUGCGAGUUGUUUAA
This is a messenger RNA of Eimeria acervulina, 121 nucleotides long. RefSeq names its product leucine carboxyl methyltransferase, putative. The transcript is spliced from 2 exons. Lineage: Eukaryota; Apicomplexa; Conoidasida; Eucoccidiorida; Eimeriidae. The record is from RefSeq and is a predicted model, not a curated record. The annotation marks the transcript as partial.